AUAAAAGGUGGUCAGUAGUUUUGCAAGGUAAAAACCCUCAUGUAAGUGAUGAAAACUCUGACUCAUUUGAGGACCUUUCUACAUAUCCAUUGUCAAAUCUUAAGUCAACGUUCAUUGACGAUACUGAUGAAUUGGAUGACGUGCAUGCAAGUCGUAAUGAUCACGAUGAAGGGAUAUGGGAAAAUAUUGAUAUUGGUCAAGAUAUUGAUAAGGAAAAUGAGUGAUCCUCACAUACCUCAUACUAGCACUGGGUCAGAUCUUGAUCAAUCUUCACCCAAAAAAAAUCUGGCAGAGGCUGCACGCGUUUACCAGAUUUGACUCUCAAUCGCAUUGCUGAUCAACGCUUACCUAUUGAAUUUGACGAUCAUUGGAGACCUAUUGGGCCAAACUACAAGAAGUACAAUAGUUACUUGGCAUUACUUGGGCGUAGUAGGGCCAGUAUCUUACGUGAAGAUUGGCCGGAUGUAGAGGAAGCUGUGAAAAAUCAGAUUUGGCAUGAGCUUACGCUUACUUAUGAUGUUCCAAAUAAUCAUAAGUUGAAAUGGAAAGUGAUCUCAUAUGCUGGUGAGCGAUGGAGGGCAUUUAAGACUUAUCUUACUUCUACGUAUGUGUAUGGAACCAAUAGUGACAAAUCACCAUGUGAAGUUUAUCCAUUAAUUGAUGAUGAAACAUGGUCUGAGUUUCUUAAGAGCCGGUUAGAGCCCGCGUUUCAGGAGAAAAGAAGAAAGGGGAUAGACACUCAAGCACACAACGUCCACCCGCACAGAAUGUCUCGUAGAGGGUAUGCACUCCUUAAAAAAAGCUCAAAGAAGAACAAUUGAGGAAACAGAUGGAAGAAUCACAAUCUGACCCUUCAGUGUUGCUUAGUGACCCACCAUCCCCGCCUAGGGUGCAAACUUGGAAAGCAGGUCGAGUGAACAAAAAUGGAGUGUUUCUUCGUCAAGAGACAACUUAAGUUUCUGAAAAGAUGAGAAACAACAGAGUGAAGGAACAUUUGUUCCUGAACGGCGUAAUGAUAUAAUCACCACCUGUCUAGGUCCAGAGCACUCUGGUCGUGUACGCACUGCUGGAAGAGGUGUUGGUCUUAGAGAUUUCUAUCCGUCGUCAUCCCGUAAGAGUACUGACUCGAACGAGAAGUUGAAAGAGGUGAUAGAGACUUUGAAAAGAGACUUCCAAGAAGAAUGGAAAAGAGACUUCCGAGAACAAUGGAAAAGAGAGGUUUAUAAUGACAUGCGUGUUGAUCUUCUUAAGGAGCUUCGCCAAGAAAUGCAAGAAAAUAAUACCUCUCAUUCUAAGGAAGAAGAUCAUAUCAUUCUGAGGCGUGUAAGCACGGGAGGAAGUAAUUUUGUGCCUGAGUUUGAUGAUGGUGAUGAGAGUGACGACGACAAUGAUCUUCACGAGUUGUUCAUUGAUACCCCGCCUCCCCACCGUUUAGUUGCAAAGGGAAAGAUACAUGAUUUUGGAGAUAAAAUUCAUCAUCAAACGGUUGGCUUGGGAAAUGUGAGAGUGGAGGUAGUUAAAGUUCUAGAAGCAAAUGCUCCAGUCCCAAUUCCAAGUGGAGAGGUUCAAACGGCGGGGCAAGCUCCUAAGAACUUCAUUGCAUGGCCAAGAAGACUAUUAAAGGAUGUCAAAACGCAGGUAUCUACACCGCUUGUGCAUAUCCAGAAAUAUUGGUCAUGUGUAUGGAUUCAUUGAUCCACACACCAUUCAAGGAGUAGGCAAUUCUUUAAAUGAGGUGAAAACGUAUAUAUCUACAAGAUUAAAUGAAGGUGGAAAGCAAUGUUACUUGGCUCUUUAUUACUACCAGAAUCAUUGGCAGCUCUUUAUUCUCUCUCCUAUCUAAAAUACUAUUGUCUUCUUGUGUUCUUUUGGGAAUAAGCCAAAUACACAAUUCAAAAAUAUUAUUGAUGCUGCAAUGGAGGCAAGCCGCAGACUCAACUCAAGAAAGGGAAGAGUGAAAUGGAUUAUUCCUAUGCGAUUCGUCAAUCCGGAAUCAUUCUCAUCAGAAGAGAUUGAUGAACUACGGACUCGUUGGGCAUCAUAUUUUUUAGAAAUGACGCAAUCCAUCAACGACACAUGAUGAACGUGUUUGUUUAAGUUUUUGAGUGAUGAUGUUAAACAAGUACAAUGUGUUAUUACUCUAGACUUGUGCAAGGAUUGUUUUAUUUUAGCUUGUUAUUAUGUACUAAGUUGUUACUUGAACUUGUUUGACAUUUGUGG
Messenger RNA from Cuscuta europaea, 2220 nucleotides. The record is from the annotation of a GenBank genome assembly. Lineage: Eukaryota; Viridiplantae; Streptophyta; Magnoliopsida; Solanales; Convolvulaceae.